Messenger RNA from Panicum hallii, 1279 nucleotides. RefSeq lists its product as uncharacterized. The record is from RefSeq and is a predicted model, not a curated record. Lineage: Eukaryota; Viridiplantae; Streptophyta; Magnoliopsida; Poales; Poaceae. The coding region runs from base 193 to 912 and encodes 239 amino acids. The transcript has 2 exons.
GGCGACUUGACAGGCGACGGCUUCUCUCAAAACGCAACCGCGCCGCGCGCCCCAGAGCAGACUCGCUCGGAUCAGGGCCUCUCCCCUCUCAGCGGGCGACGCCGCCGCCACCGUUUCGCCCAUCCUUCCCUCCCUCCCGGUCGUCGCCGCCGCCAAGCAGCCGCCGGUGCUUGCCUAUUGGAAGCAGCAAGGAUGACCAAGUACAUGAGGAACAAGAGAAGUUCAUCUCAGCUCAGAUCAUCACAUAAUCAGAAACCCAGCAGUCAUUGCAUCUUCAAGAGGGUCGCCAGCCAGGAGCUGGCAUUUACAACAACAGAGAAAUGUGCAUGGGCAGAAGCAACCUGUCCAGUAUGCAUGGAGUUCCCACACAAUGCUGUUCUUCUACUCUGUUCGUCUCAUGACAAUGGCUGCCGUCCAUAUGUCUGUGCCUCCAACAUAGAGCUCUCAAAUUGUCUUGAUCAGCUUGUAGAGUCAUGCAGAAAAGAAAGCUCCGAGGACCCAGAUGCAAUAGAGCUUGCAUGUCCCCUUUGCCGUGGUGAGGUUAAGGGAUAUACAUUAGUUGAACCUGCUCGGAAGAAGCUGAAUCACAAGAGGAGGAGCUGCAUGCAAGAUGGCUGUUCAUACAUGGGCACAUACAGAGAGCUCUGCGAGCAUGUAAAAAAGAAGCACCCUUCUGCAAAUCCACGGGCUGUGGACCCCUUACAUGCCUUCAGAUGGAAGCGGCUUCUGUUUCGAAGUUCAUUGCAAGAUAUGAUCUGUUCAACAACUUCACCAUUGCUGCGAAGGCUAUUUUCUGCUAUGCUGCAACUUGACGAGCUUAUGGCAUCUUAUUGGGGUGAAGGUGGUGACCGUCGUGGUGCUACAAGCGAUAGUUCACUGCGAAGUGCUAGUGCAGAGUCUACUGAUCCGUGAUGUCUGGACCUGUCUCUGUGUUGAUACUGCAGGGAACCUUACAUGAAUCCCUGACUUGAUCCCCUGUAGAUUCAAAUUUCUGACCUAACAAAGCAAUGCUGGUCUUCGUCUGUUCUCAGGGAAUGUCCGGUCCUCAUCUUGAGAAGAAACAUACUGUUAACCUUUGAUUGAUUUAAUUCAAAAGCACUGAUAUUGUGCUGGUUGAAUGGUGUGGGGCUCUUGUUCAUACUUCGUUUUAGCCUCUAGUGUGUCAUGUGAUGCAUUGCUCCUGUGCAUCCCUCCCCAUUGUAUGAUAAAACUGUUUCUUCUGAAAUACAGUGUGUUCUCGUUCAGAAAUAGAAAUGCACGAUUUGAUGGCCGUUGGAUC